Molecule: messenger RNA, 9792 nt
Organism: Nannospalax galili (Upper Galilee mountains blind mole rat)
Lineage: Eukaryota; Metazoa; Chordata; Mammalia; Rodentia; Spalacidae
Gene: Hivep2
Product: human immunodeficiency virus type I enhancer binding protein 2
Exons: 11
Coding region: 846-8159 (2437 amino acids)
Biological process (GO): regulation of transcription by RNA polymerase II
Cellular component (GO): nucleus
Molecular function (GO): DNA-binding transcription factor activity, RNA polymerase II-specific; RNA polymerase II cis-regulatory region sequence-specific DNA binding
Source: RefSeq, a predicted model, not a curated record
GGCUCCUUAGCAGUCUUCCUCCCCGCCACGACUCAGGGGUGCUGGGUGCAGCCCGGGGGUGCGUGGAGGGCGGACCGGCCACUGGCAGAGCGGAGCGGCGGGAAUCUAGGUCCCUCUCCGGCUCGAUUGGUGAAUUUACCUGAGAAAUUGAGACUCAAGAUUAUGAGGACAUGUGGCUAGGACCGAAAGCAGAUUCCCAGGUGGAGUCUCUGAGUUUUUUAAAAGAUGAUGAUAAUUAAAUCUACUUGAAAAAUUAAGUGAAUUGAUGGUUGGAACACUCUGUUACCAGUUGCUUAACAUUCAGCCACUAGAUUCCGAGAAGUUGUGCAUGAGCUUCUGUGGAGAGAGGUGGCAUCUUUGGAAGCAAAGACCAUUGUGAUGCUGUUUAUUGAUAUGAGAACAACAGGAAGCGUCCAGACAAUCAUAAUCAUGCCCAUGAGAACUCUAAACUGUUCAGGUUAUCGUGCUUUAGUGAAACUGGCCAUUGAACUUUGCUGUAGUUGAUGGGCAAAAUUUCUCCUAGAUUUCAUCACCCCAAUUUCAUCCCAGUUGAAACAUAUUCAAAUGCCAUAACAAACUCUUGUUGCUUUGCACUUUGCUUUUAAAGAUGGACAUUUCUAGGAUGGAAAGAACUGUGUUAUAAGCCUGAUUCAAGGACAUUGCUAUCCAAUGCCCAUUGACUACCGUGUGGGUGUGGAAGGUUCCAAAGAGAAGGAACAAUCGGCAAAUUCGCAGACAUCCUGGAACAUGGAAGCAACCCAGCUUUAAAAAGCGCAGCCUUGGAGACACUCCAUGAGUCUGCUUGGCUUCCGGGCAAAUUAGCACUUAAGACCUUGUUUAACAAAAUGGACACUGGGGACACAGCUCUAGGACAAAAAGCUACCUCAAGGUCUGGAGAAACUGAUAGCACGUCAGGUAGAUGGAGGCAGGAACAAUCAGCUCUUAUUAAGAUGAGCACUUUUGGCAGUCAAGACGGACAGCGGCAACCACAAAUAGAUCCCGAGCAAAUAGGAAACACAGCAUCAGCACAGCUGUUUGGUUCCGGGAAGCUGGCCUCACCUGGCGAAGGGGUGCAGCAAGUCACAGAGAAGCAAUACCCACCGCACCGUCCGAGUCCUUACCCAUGCCAACAUUCACUCUCUUUCCCUCAGCACUCAUUACCACAGGGGGUCAUGCACAGCGGCAAGCCACACCAGAGCCUAGAAGGCCCUCCCUGGCUCUUCCCUGGCCCUUUACCAUCGGUUGCCUCUGAGGACUUAUUUCCUUUUCCUAUCCAUGGCCAUGGUGGUGGUUAUCCUAGAAAAAAGAUUUCAGGUCUCAACCCUGCAUAUAGCCAAUACUCCCAGAAAAGUAUCGAACAGGCGGAAGAUGCUCACAAAAAAGAGCACAAACCCAAAAAACCCGGCAAGUACAUUUGCCCUUACUGCAGCAGGGCAUGUGCCAAACCAAGUGUUCUGAAAAAACACAUCAGGUCCCACACUGGGGAGCGGCCAUAUCCAUGUAUACCUUGUGGUUUUUCUUUCAAGACAAAGAGCAAUUUGUACAAGCACAGAAAGUCACAUGCCCAUGCAAUUAAGGCAGGAUUGGUACCUUUCACGGAGUCAGCUGUAUCUAAAUUGGACCUGGAGGCUGGCUUUAUUGAUGUAGAAGCAGAGAUACAUUCGGAUGGUGAGCAGAGCACAGACACGGACGAGGAGAGCUCUUUAUUUGCUGAGGCUUCUGACAAAAUGAGCCCUGGCCCUCCCAUCCCGUUGGAUAUUGCCAGCAGAGGUGGCUACCACGGGUCUUUGGAAGAAUCGUUGGGAGGUCCAAUGAAGGUGCCAAUUUUGAUUAUCCCCAAAAGUGGGAUUCCACUACCUAAUGAGAGCUCUCAGUAUAUUGGCUCUGAUAUGCUCCCAAAUCCGUCUUUAAAUACUAAGGCUGAUGACUCUCACACGGUGAAACAGAAACUUGCACUGAGACUGUCAGAGAAAAAAGGACAAGAUUCUGAGCCAUCUCUCAACCUUCUGAGCCCGCACAGUAAAGGAAGCACUGAUUCUGGUUACUUUUCUCGCUCAGAAAGUGCAGAGCAGCAAAUAAGCCCUCCCAACACAAAUGCAAAGUCUUAUGAAGAAAUCAUCUUCGGAAAAUACUGUCGACUUAGUCCGAGGAAUACACUCAGUGUUACACCCACCAGUCAGGAGCGUGCCACCAUGGGGAGGAGGGGCAUCAUGGAACCAUUACCUCAUGUCAACACCAGGUUAGAUGUCAAGAUGUUUGAAGAUCCUGUCUCACAGCUGAUUCCUGGCAAAGGAGAAAUGGACCCCAAUCAAACAAGCAUGCUGAAGUCCACAAAAUUCAACAGUGAGUGCAGGCAACCACAGGCCAUCCCAUCUGUCAGGAAUGAAGGAAGGCUUUACCCAGGGAAUUUCCCAGGCAGCAACCCAGUUCUCCUAGAAGCUCCUGUAGACUCUUCACCCCUUAUUCGAAGCAACUCAAUGCCAACUUCUUCAGCAACUAACUUAACUAUUCCUCCUUCUUUGAGAGGAAGUCACUCAUUUGAUGAAAGAAUGACAGGGUCCGAUGACGUAUUCUAUCCUGGCACCGUAGGCAUACCCCCGCAGCGCAUGUUAAGAAGACAAGCGGCGUUUGAGCUGCCAUCGGUACAAGAGGGGCACAUGGAGUCCGAGCACCCUACCAGGAUGUCCAAGAGCCUCGCCAGCUCAUCCCUGAAGGAAAAGAAAUUGGUUCUGGGAGACAGGGUUGGGUAUGACUAUGAUGGAUGCCGUAAACCUUACAAGAAGUGGGAAGACUCUGAAUCAUCAAAGCAAGGUUACAGGGACACUUCCUGCUUGAGUUCUUUCAAACAUGGAGGAGAGUAUUUUAUGGACCUCUCAGUGCCAUUCCAGGGAGUGCCAACCAUGUUCGGUACUACCUGUGAGAACAGAAAACGCAGAAAAGAGAAGAGUGUUGGAGAUGAAGAGGAUACCCCUAUGAUUUGUGGAGGCAUGGGUAGCGCUCCUGUGGGCAUGAUGGCUUCAGAGUAUGACCCCAAACUGCAGGAAGGAGGAAGGAGUGGCUUUGUCAUGGCUGGACAGGAGAACCCUCCUCACAGUCACUCUGAGCGCUUUGACCCAGCUCGACCCCAGCUGCCAUCUGGAAGUCCAUCUCUUGGGUCAGAGGAUUCGUUCUCAGCUGCUGAUUCUGACAAGACGUCAGACCUGGGUAGGAAGCAUCCUGGAAAUGUGAUUUCGGUGAUUCAGCACACAAAUUCGCUGAGCCGGCCCAAUUCCUUUGAAAGAUCUGAGUCAGCUGAACUGGCGGCUUGUACACAAGACAAGACCCCUUCACCUUCUGAGACGUGUGACAGUGAGAUUUCAGAAGCCCCGGUGAGCCCAGAGUGGGGUCCUUCAGGGGAUGGUGCAGAAAGUGGGGGCAAGCCAACCCCUUCACAGCAGGUGCCACAGCAGUCCUGCCACGCUCAGCCCAGGCUGGUUCGUCAGCACAACAUCCAGGUUCCCGAAAUUAGAGUCACUGAGGAACCUGAUAAACCUGACCGGGAGAAGGAGGCUCAGACCAAGGAACCAGAGAAGCCUGUAGAGGAAUUCCAGUGGCCCCAGAGAAGUGAAACCCUUUCCCAACUCCCCGCUGAGAAGUUGCCUCCCAAAAAGAAGCGCUUGAGGCUGGCAGAUAUGGAGCACUCCUCAGGGGAGUCUAGUUUUGAGUCUACAGGCACUGGCCUCUCCCGCAGCCCCAGUCAAGAAAGCAACUUGUCCCACAGCUCCAGCUUCUCCAUGUCUUUCGAAAGAGAAGAAACUGUCAAACUCAUUGCGCCUCCCAAGCAGGAUGAGAGUGGGAAGCAUUCUGAGUUUUUGACGGUCCCUGCGGGUUCAUAUUCGCUGUCUGUCCCGGGUCAUCACCACCAGAAAGAAAUGAGGCGUUGUUCCUCUGAGCAGAUGCCUUGUCCUCAUCCAACCGAAGUCCCAGAAAUCCGGAGCAAAUCAUUUGAUUACGGGAAUCUGUCCCACGCCCCAGUAGCAGGGGCAUCCACGUCAGCAUUGUCCCCAUCCCGGGAGAGGAAGAAAUGCUUUUUGGUGCGGCAGGCUUCCUUCAGUGGCUCCCCAGAAAUCGCCCAAGGUGAAGCUGGUGUGGACCCCAGCGUCAAGCAGGAGCAGAUGGAGCAGCUACAUGCUGGCCUGAGGGCCGCAUGGUCCUCUGUGCUCCCACCUCUCCCAGGGGAUGACCCAGGAAAGCAGGUGGUGGGACCUUGUGCCCAGCUGAGCUCAGGGCCACUCCACCUUGCCCAGCAACAGAUCAUGCACAUGGACAGUCAGGAAUCUCUGAGAAAUCCAUUGAUGCAACCCGCAUCCUACAUGGCUAGCAAGCACUUACCUGAACAGCCACAUUUGUUCCCACAUCAAGAUGCAGUUCCAUUUUCUCCAAUCCAGAAUACCUUGUUUCAGUUUCAGUACCCUACCGUCUGCAUGGUUCAUUUACCAGCUCAGCAGCCUUCCUGGUGGCAGGCGCAUUUCCCCCAGCCCUUUGCUCCACAUCCUCAGAAGAGCUACAGCAAGCCUUCUUUCCAGACUGACGGUCAUUCUAGUUAUCCCUUAGAGCACGUUGCAGAACACACUGGAAAGAAGUCUGCUGACUAUGCACAUGCAAAAGAGCAGCCAUACCUGUGUUAUUCUGGAACUUCAGGGCUACCCUUGAAGAACCUCCCUCCAAAGUUCCCAUCAGAAACAAGCAGUAAAUCCACAGAAACUCCCACUGAGCAGCUUCUUCAAGAAGAUUUUGCCUCAGAAAACGCUGGGCCUUUGCAAUCCCUACCGGGAACGGUGGUUCCUGUUCGAAUCCAGACCCACGUCCCAUCCUAUGGAAGUGUCAUGUACACAAGCAUUUCCCAGAUACUGGGGCAGAAUAGCCCAGCAAUUGUCAUAUGCAAGGUCGAUGAGAAUAUGACCCAAAGGACACUGGUAACCAAUGCGGCCAUGCAAGGGAUAGGCUUUAACAUAGCCCAAGUGCUUGGACAGCAUGCAGGGUUGGAAAAAUACCCACUUUGGAAAGUACCUCAGACCUUACCUUUGGGCUUGGAAUCUUCCAUCCCUUUGUGUUUACCUUCCACCUCGGACAGCGCUGCCUCCCUUGGAGGUAGCAAACGGAUGCUUUCUCCAGCCAGCAGCUUGGAGCUCUUCAUGGAAACCAAGCAGCAGAAACGGGUGAAAGAAGAGAAGAUGUAUGGGCAGAUAGUGGAGGAGCUCAGCGCGGUGGAGCUCACCAACUCGGACAUCAAGAAGGGCCUCUCCCGCCCCCACAAGCCCCAGCUGGUGCGCCAAGGGUGCGCCUCAGAGCCCAAGGACGGCUCGCAGUCAAGUUCAUCUUCCUUCUCCUCCCUGUCGCCUUCCUCAUCUCAAGACCAUCCAUCUACCAGUGGGGCCUCGAGGGAGCCUUUUCCUCCAGGCCGGGAGAUGCUUCCUGGCUCCAGGGCGCUCCCUCCAGGGCGGAAGUCCAGUGGGCUUUCGGAAAGCAGGGAAUCCUCAGAUGAACUGGACAUUGAUGAGACUGCAUCAGACAUGAGUAUGAGCCCUCAGAGUUCUUCACUGCCCGGAGGAGACAGUCAGCAGGAAGAGGAAGGGAAGGCCCGCAAGCUGCCCCUUAGCAUGCUGGUCCACAUGGCCUCUGGCCCUGGCGGGAAUGUGGCAAACUCCACUCUGCUUUUCACAGACGUGGCAGAUUUCCAGCAGAUUCUUCAGUUCCCUAGUCUGCGGACAACAACUACCGUGAGUUGGUGCUUCUUGAAUUAUACAAAACCCAAUUUUGUGCAACAGGCCACCUUCAAAUCCUCAGUUUAUGCUUCAUGGUGCAUUAGUUCCUGUAACCCAAACCCAUCAGGAUUGAACACCAAGACUACACUGGCUCUUCUGAGAUCCAAACAAAAAAUCACGGCAGAAAUUUACACUCUGGCUGCUAUGCACAGGCCCGGAACUGGCAAGCUCACGUCAUCCAGUGCCUGGAAGCAGUUUGUACAGGUGAAACCUGAUGCACCCUUCCUAUUUGGCAGCAAACUAGAAAGGAAAUUAGUGGGAAAUAUCUUAAAGGAAAGAGGGAAAGGAGAUAUUCAUGGAGAUAAAGAUCUUGGGUCCAAACAAGCUGAGCCAAUCAGAAUUAAAAUCUUUGAAGGAGGGUAUAAAUCAAAUGAAGAUUAUGUGUAUGUCAGAGGACGUGGACGUGGAAAGUAUAUUUGUGAAGAGUGUGGAAUUCGUUGUAAGAAGCCAAGCAUGCUCAAGAAACACAUACGCACUCACACUGAUGUUCGGCCUUAUGUAUGCAAGUUAUGUAAUUUUGCCUUCAAAACAAAAGGAAACCUAACAAAACACAUGAAAUCUAAAGCACACAUGAAAAAAUGUCUGGAGCUGGGCGUCUCAAUGACAUCAGUGGAUGACACAGAGACUGAGGAAACAGAAAAUAUGGAAGAUCUGCACAAAACGUCAGAGAAGCAUAGCAUGUCCAGCAUUUCAACUGAUCACCAGUUCUCAGAUGCUGAGGAAUCAGAUGGUGAAGAUGGAGAUGAUAAUGAUGAUGAUGAUGAAGAUGAUGAUGACUUUGAUGACCAGGGAGAUUUGACACCCAAAACAAGAUCACGAAGCACUAGUCCUCAGCCUCCUAGAUUCUCCUCCUUGCCUGUCAAUGUUGGCGCUGUACCCCAUGGAGUUCCUUCAGAAAGCUCCCUGGGACAUUCUUCGUUGAUUAGCUAUUUGGUUACUUUGCCAAGUAUUCAGGUUACUCAGCUCAUGACACCCAGUGAGUCUUGUGAAGAUACCCAGAUGACAGAAUAUCAAAGGCUGUUCCAGAGCAAAAGUACAGACUCAGAACCAGACAAAGACAGGUUGGACAUCCCCAGUUGCAUGGAUGAGGAGGCCAUGCUGUCUUCAGAGCAGAGCUCCUCCCCGAGGGACUUUUCCCCCUCAAGCCACCACUCCUCACCAGGAUAUGAUUCUUCACCUUGUCGAGAAAAUUCGCCAAAGAGGUAUCUGAUACCCAAAGGAGAUUUGUCACCCAGAAGACAUUUAUCACCUAGGAGAGAUCUGUCACCCAUGAGGCAUCUGUCACCAAGAAAGGAAGCUGCAUUGAGGAGAGAGAUGUCCCAAGGAGAUGCUUCACCAAGAAGGCAUUUGUCCCCAAGGAGGCCAUUGUCUCCUGGAAAAGACAUUUCGGCCAGAAGAGACCUCUCUCCCAGAAGAGAGAGAAGAUACAUGACCUCCAUCAGAGCACCAUCUCCUAGAAGGGCUUUAUAUCAUAACCCACCAUUGUCCAUGGGGCAGUAUCUGCACACAGAGCCAAUUGUAUUGGGGCCUCCUAAUUUAAGAAGAGGAUUACCUCAGGUUCCUUACUUCAGUCUCUACGGAGAUCAAGAAGGUGCUUAUGAACAUCACGGCUCCAGCCUUUUCCCUGAGGGUCCUACAGACUCGGUCUUCAGUCAUCUUCCACUCCACUCUCAGCAGCAAGUGCGAGCUCCUAUCCCCAUGGUGCCAGUGGGUGGGAUCCAAAUGGUUCACUCCAUACCGCCGGCCCUUUCUGGUUUACAUCCUCCACCCACAUUGCCUCUGCCCAUGGAGGGAUCUGAAGAGAAGAAAGGAGCACCGAGGGAGGCCUUCACCAAGGAUCCCUACCCUCUCGCCAGGCAGCAUGAGAAGCGAGCCCCUCACGUGUUGCAGUCAUCUGGUCUACCUAGCUCUCCCUCCUCCCCACGGCUGCUGAUGAAACAGAGCACUUCAGAAGACAGCCUAAAUGCUACAGAGAGGGAACAGGAGGAAAAUAUACAGACCUGUACAAAAGCCAUCGCCUCUCUCCGGAUUGCCACAGAAGAGGCAGCACUGCUUGGAGCCGAUCAGCCCUCGUGGGUGCCGGAGCCCCACCAGAAACCCUUGGAAAGUGCACAUGUCAGCAUUAGACACUUUAGCGGGCCUGAGCCAGGUCAACCCUGUACCUCAGCUGCCCACCCUGACUUGCACAGUAGUGAGAAGGACAGUUUGGGUACAUCACAGACUGCGGGAGCUCACUCCACGUUUUACAGCAAGAGUCGUGUGGAUGAGAAGCAGGCAGAAUUUCACAGCAGCAAGGAGCUAUCGUCAAGCACAGAAGAAGGCACCGAACCUUCGGAAAAGAAUCAACUACACUGAUCUGAGAUGCAUGGACACUUUCAUUUACACAUUUCCCCCUUUUUUGUUGUUUUUCUAGGAAUAGAGGUAAUCGAGUUUAUAGCAUGCCUGUCCUAAGUUACAGUAGUUGGCUAUUAUAUAUACUUUUGUUAUUUUGAAAGAAUUAGGUAAAUUAACGAGUCAUCUUGAGCCUGACCAAAACAAAAUUUGAAAUUAACCUAUUGGGUCUGGUACUUUUAAAAAUUGUACAGAUGUUUGUGCCUUUUCUUUACUUUGCUUAUAUUCUUAUAAGCAUUUUUUAGCAGUAAUUUGUACAUAUUUUAGAAUUUGUGUAUCUGCUUUGUAAUAAAUGUAAUUUCUUUCCCCUUUUGGACACUUGGAUCUAAAUGAUGUAAAGGAAAACAGCAUCAAUAUAUAUGUGAGGUUGCACUAAAACAUAUUUUUAUAUGAUAAAAACUGAACAGCUUUUAUGUACAGCUCUGAUUCUGUAAUACUAAUAUUUAUUUACUUUGUUUCAUAAAUUGUACAUUUUUUCUUAAUGUUGUGGAUUGCUUUUCUAUGUGAAGCAUGGGGUUUACUGUUGCAUAACUAGAACAAAAAAUGUACAUUGUAAGCAAGAUAUUUAAGCUAGAGUAUCUUAUUCUGCACUUAUGCAUUAGUUACAAAAAAGGUAAAGGAUGUAUCAGUCAGUUCUUAACUUGUAAAUUCUUUUUGUCUCUUGUUCGCUGGAUUGACAGUAACUUAAGUGCUGAUUGUGAUUUUAAACGGAUAGUACCGUAAAGCAUUAAAGUAAACAAUGUGCUAUUGUGAGUUUUUUCAAAGCUUUAUAAAUCAGUUAUAAAUAAUAUUAAAAGUAUUUGGUCUUACGUGAACAUGUUGAUCUAUAUACUCAUCUAAAAAUAUGGGAAAAACAUUCCGCCCCCUGUAAAUAUGUACAAGCGCACCACUGGUACAGUUUUAUGUAACUCAGUUGGACACUAGGUUGCCACAGACCUAUGGUAGAGUGUCUUUAAAUAUUAAAGUGACAAAGCACAUGGGACUAUGUAGAGCUUGGUUAUCGGCCGGCCCGGUGGCUUGGUAGGUAGUGCUGUGCACUGCCUGUGGAGAAGACCUGGGCUUAAAAUAAUCUUGGUUCUUGCUGCACAGAAUAGUGACUGGAACUAGGGCUACACAGAGGGGUCGCACUUGGACUUGAGGGUUGGGUGUGGAAGUGGGAAAUGGUGUUGGAGACCUGCUCCCCAGCUCUUCCCAUCAGCCUGUCCACAAGGUAACAGGGUUAACAUCAGCACUAGGGGAAAUCACCUUACCUUUUUGUACAGGGAAAGUGUCACUCCUGGCUGUCUCAGGGGGAAUGAAGAGAAGCCUUCGAGGGAAAGGAACUCUUGGGAAGAUGAUGUCUUUUGUAUAUAACCUUCAGAAUGACUUUGAUAAGUGUUGAAGGUGGAAAGAGCCUUUGUAGGUCCAGAAGAAUGGAGCAGAGGGAGGGGUAUAGCAACAUGUGCACACACACGCACAAGGGUGUGCAUGCACACACAUAAUCUGGGUUAUCUUUGUGCUAUAUAGUGGAUUAUAAUUCUGUGAAACCAAGUUUGUAUAUUGAAUUACGUUAAGGAGUGUUCUUUAAAAAGAGAAAUAAAUAUACAAUUACAUGCUU